AUGCUUCUUACAACAACAGGUAUCCGACUUGUUGGCGGAGCUAGCACCUCAUUUCAAGGCAGAGUUGAGGUGUUCCAUGACGGCCAAUGGGGAACGGUCUGUGACGAUGAAUGGGAGCUAAGUGACGCCCGCGUGGUCUGUCGUCAGCUGGGAUAUCCCGGUGCAAAAGCAGCUCUUGGAUCAGCAGCUUUCGGGCAGGGGACUGGGCCGAUCUGGCUGGACAAUGUAACCUGCGAUGGUUCCGAGGCAACCAUUUCUGACUGUGGACACAACGGUUGCCCAGGCGGGUACGUUUACCAUCAGCCUAAUCGCCUGUGCUACAAGGCCUUCAACGACACGGCAACCUACAACGGUGCAGUCAGUAGGUGUUCUUUAGACGGGGGAGUCCUUGCCAUACCCCGCGACAACGCAACCAACAACUUCCUCAUCGAUCUGAAAAAUGCCAUCGACAUCAACGGUUUCUUCCGUUUUGGACUGACUGAUGUCCACCAGGAGGGACUUUGGAUUUGGGACGAUAACGUUCCUCUCGGCGACUUCAGAGCUUGGGGUCCAGGCGAACCCAACAACGCAGGAUGCCCCACGGUUGUCCUAUAUGGCGGCUCCGACACUGUGCAGGCCGGUAGAAUGACGUCCUACACCAUGACGGGAGACACCCACGGUGACCGGCCCGUGUACUACAGCAGCGUCAAAUGCGAUUACCUGUAUUACAACAAGCCUACCAUAGAGUGGCGCGUGGGACCGCAGUUCAACAGCAGUGGCGUACGUGUCCGGGACUCCGCCCUCUACGCUGACCAGAUCAACGGGACGUUCCGUCUGUAUAUCCGCAAGGAGUGGAUAGAGAACCUGGGUGUGAAGAUCGCCUGCUCUGUUUCACAAUCGGUAGGGGGCGCUACAAACUGUGCGAGGGUCCGUCUGCACGGCGGUGCCGACUACCGACAUCCCAGCCUGACGACCUACACCAGAACAGACCAGACCAGUGGGGACAGACCUGUCUACGUCAGUGACACAAACAGCCAAAACUUUCUUCAUUUUGUCGAAGACCAAUGGUGGGUGGGUCCCACGAUCGGAAAACGCAGCGGCGCCUUCGCUUAUGUCCCGAACUGCGCCAUGACACCUGACCAGAUCAGGUCACCGUGGUUACUGAGGUACGGGGAUCAGUUGCAAGUCAUCUGGUCGGUUACUGCCAGCUGUAUCGGAAAAGUCUACCAACAACUGAUGGCACCUUCUAACGGCAACAUCAGCGGCAGUAGUUCUCAUGGGGACGUCGUUACGUAUCACUGUGACGCUGGAUACGAGAUCAGCGGCGAUGAAGAACAAACUUGCCAGUCGGACCAGACCUGGAGCGGCACUCAGCCUACAUGCGCCCAAAAACUCUGCCAGCCACUGAUGGCACCUUCUAAUGGCAACUUCUACGGCGGUAGUUCUUAUCAGGACGUCGUUACGUAUCACUGUGACGCUGGAUACGAGAUCAGCGGCGAUGAAAAACGAACGUGCCAGUCGGACCAGACCUGGAGCGGCGCUCAGCCAACAUGCGUCCCGGGACUGUCCACCGUACACGUGGUGAUGAUUGCCGUGGUGCCAUCUGUGGCACUACUGGGAGUAGUAGCGGGGAUUCUGGGAUACCGGCGCGGCAGAAAGCGACAAAAUGUAAAAUUAACAAAUUUGGACAAACCACCACCCCCACCUCCCCCGUCUGUGCCGGCUCGGCCACAGUUCCUGGAGUACGAGGUAAACCCGACUGAUCUGCGACUGAAUGGAGAGAUCGGCAGAGGGGCCUUCGGUAUCGCUUUCCUCGCGACUUUAAUGAGAGCUGUUGAUGGUCUUCUCACGGAACAAACAGUGGUGGCCAAAACCGUCCGUGAGAACGCGAGAGAAGAGGAGAUACAGAAUUUUAUACAAGAGGUCGACACCACCAUCACCCUGAGGGGCCACAUCAACCUGAUCGGUCUUGUGGGCUGCUGCACAAUGUCCCACCCUCCCUACCUGGUGACGGAGUACAUGCCGUAUGGAGACCUCAAGAACUUCCUACUGAAGUGCAGGAAGUUGAAUGAGAGGCUCCAAGACAGCAUGUAUGACUUCGACGAGAUGAAGAUCUACCAGGUAGCACGGCAGAUAGCAAACGGAAUGACUUACAUUUCCCAGGCUGGUUACGUGCACGGUGAUCUGGCCGCCCGGAACGUGCUGGUAGGAGAGGACCUGGUGGUGAAGAUCGCAGACUUCGGCCUGACAACAGACAUUUACGAGCAAGGCUACCAGCGGCAGGCCGCGGAGCAGAAGAUCCCGGUGAGGUGGAUGGCGCCGGAAAGGCUAAUGCGAGAGGGCCGGUACACCAGCAAGAGUGACGUUUGGUCCUUCGGUGUGGUGCUGUACGAGAUUGCUACGCUCGGGAAUGUGCCCUAUCCAGGUCUGGAACGCACGCUCCUGGAGGAACUCCGCACAGGGUACCGCGAACCACGCCCGCCUGGCCUCAAACAAGAGCUGUACGACAUGAUGCUGCGGUGCUGGCAAUGGGAGGAAGAUGAUCGCCCGGAGUUUGAGGAGCUUUACGAUGAGCUGGACGCUGUGGUAGAAGUGAUGGCCAAGGAUUACGUCAAACUCGGUUCCGGCUCCCCAGUGGGGGGUCAGAAUGAGGCAGCAGAAGCUCUUGAAACCUCGUACGACGUCCCUAAGUCGGGCCGGAUGGGGAUGCAACUCCGCGUCACUGCAGAGGUCUACAACAUCAAAGAUCGUGAUGAGGUCGACUCAUUUGGGUCCACAAAUGCAUAA
Branchiostoma belcheri (Belcher's lancelet) is the source of this 2766-nucleotide messenger RNA. RefSeq lists its product as uncharacterized. Gene Ontology annotation, molecular function: ATP binding; transmembrane receptor protein tyrosine kinase activity. Gene Ontology annotation, biological process: multicellular organism development; cell surface receptor protein tyrosine kinase signaling pathway; positive regulation of kinase activity. The record is from RefSeq and is a predicted model, not a curated record. Gene Ontology annotation, cellular component: membrane; signaling receptor complex. The transcript is spliced from 13 exons. Bases 1 to 2766 code for a protein of 921 amino acids. NCBI's taxonomy places the organism in Eukaryota, Metazoa, Chordata, Leptocardii, Amphioxiformes, Branchiostomatidae.